Synchiropus splendidus (mandarinfish) is the source of this 1437-nucleotide messenger RNA. It is a transcript of the gene tnfaip8l3, whose product is annotated as tumor necrosis factor, alpha-induced protein 8-like 3. The record is from RefSeq and is a predicted model, not a curated record. Gene Ontology annotation, cellular component: cytoplasm. Gene Ontology annotation, biological process: regulation of apoptotic process. The transcript has 2 exons. Lineage: Eukaryota; Metazoa; Chordata; Actinopteri; Syngnathiformes; Callionymidae. Bases 369 to 977 code for a protein of 202 amino acids.
CUGAAACGGCUGAGUGUGACAGCACCAAACCAGAGGAGGAGGAGGAGGAGGAGGAUCGAAGAGUCAGAAACAAGGAAGAAAAUGAGGGAAGGCGGACCGAGAGGAAGAAAGGGGUGGGAGCAUCAGAAACCUGGAAAGUGGACUACAGAGGGAAGGAAAUAGGAGAACUGACGGAGUCAAUAAAGGAGAGGAGAGAGUCAAGUCGAGCAAAAAAGAAGCAUUCCUCCAGCAGCGGCAGUGAUCCAGGCUGGGAGGGGGCGAGAAGGAGAUAGUGGGUUUUGUUUCCUGGGUAAGGAAUCUGAAGACUCCCUGGAGAGGAAAGGGAACAAGAAGAACUUCUGCAGCCUCUGUGUGUCCUGCAGAGGAAGAUGGAUUCAGACUCCGGAGAGCAGAGCGAUGGAGACAUUUCUCCAGGACCAGAGAGCUUUAACUCACGCUCCUUGGCCAUGCAAGCUCAGAAGAAGAUCCUGAGCAAGAUGGCGACUAUGGUGGUGGCCAACAUGCUGACGGACGACACCAGCAGUGAGAUCCUGGACGAGCUCUACAAGGCCAGCCGAGAGUUCACCAAGAGCAAGAAGGAGGCUCACAAGAUCAUCAAAGAUGUCAUCAAGAUUGCCCUGAAGAUCGGCAUUCUCUACCGAAACCACCAGUUCAGUCCAGAUGAGCUGGACACAGUGGAGCGCUUCAAGAAGAAGAUGAACCAGGCGGCUAUGACAGCCGUUUCUUUCUACGAGGUGGAGUACACCUUUGACAGGAAUAUUCUGUCGGAGCUCUUGCUGGAGUGCAGGGACCUUCUUCACACCCUGGUCGAGCAGCACCUGACGGCUCGCUCGCACGCUCGCAUCGAUCACGUCUUCAACCAUUUUGCUCACUGCGAGUUCCUGGCUGAGUUAUACGGCGAUGGAGAGGAAUACAGAGUGUCUCUGAGAAAGAUCUGCAACGGCAUCAACAAACUGUUGGAUGAGGGGACACUUUAACCCUCCGAAUGUCUCAUCUCUGCCCUCACUAGCACCUCUGUCUCACCCUCUGCCUGUGUCCGGUCUUUGCCAUUGCAUCACGCAGCCACCAGCCCUUAUCUCUACUUCAGUGAAACUAGUUGUAACACUCUGCUGCUGUGGUUCAUUGAGAGUUUCAUCUUCAGACUUUCCUCUCAGAGAAUCGACGCCACACACUGGGACUGUCUGCGUCACAACGUAUGCAUUACACCGAUCCAUUAUUUUUGUGUGAAAUGAUGUACUGUACCAUUGGCCAAAAACAAGCAUUAUAUAUACAGUAGAGAGAGAAUGAAUCAGUCAUAUAAAUCAGUCACUGUCAGUUUUUUGUGUGUGAGAUUUGCUUAAAACCUCUGAUUGUACAUAAGGCCGACCACGAUAAUGAUGUGUAUCUGUGCCAACAUUCUCUGCAAGAGUGCAACGUGUCUUUAUUAAAGAUUCUUGU